ACAGAGCGGGACGCAGCACUUUCCUAUUUCAAACGAUGUCACAGAGACACAGGAUAAAGCAGUGUGGUUCUCGGGCCCCCGGCUGGCUCCGUCGGUUAAGCAUCUGACUCCUGACCUCACCUCCAGUCCUGAUCUCAGAGUCAUGUUCAUCUGCUUUGCUUCUUUAAUUCCACCUAUGAAUGACACCAUACGGUCAUUGUCUUUCCCGACUGACUUAGUUCACUUAACAUGAUCCCUCUUGUUCUAUCCACGUCAUUGCAAAUGGCAAGAUUUCCUUGAUAGCUGAGUAACAUUCUUCUCUCUAUGACCAUCAUCUAUCUCCCAUCCUCUUUAUCCAUCAUCUGCCCGAGGGCACCGAGGCUCCUCCCACAGUGUGGCUACUGUGGACCCGGCUGCUGUGGACAUUGGGGGCACAGGUGUCCCGGCGUCUCACUGCAUCUGUAUCUUCGGAGUGAGCUCCAGGCCGUGCACCUGCCGGUCGCAGGGCAGCUCUAUGGGUAACUUCCUGAGGAGCCUCCGCACUGUUUCCAUGGCGGCUGCAACAGCCCGCGGUCCCGCCCACAGUGGAAGAGGGUUGAGUGAGUCUUGGCGGACGUGGUAAAAGCUUGGUCCACAUUUCAUUUCGCAUCCUGUGGGUUCCAAUUCAUUGUCCUUAAGUAUUUCUGGGGAAGCCGGGUGUUGUGCUCCAUUUCAGCGCGACGUUUCCGAAGCUCAUAGGUCUCAGCUGGAGCCCGGAAGGAGGCAGGUCCGGCCUUGGGCGCGGGGACGCCGCCUCCUGCAGGGCCUCCUUCAGCGCCUGAGCAUCCCGCAGGGGGUGCCCGAGCCCAGGCCCGGGUCAGGGGGCGCGCGUGCGCAGUAGGCCUCGUCCGCCUGCACUAACAGGAGCCCGUCUGCGCUCUGGAGGCCUGAGGAGGAUGUGGGGCCGCGUCCACGCUGACAGGAGCCCCGGCCUCCUCAGGACCUGCGGUGAGACUUCAGGAAGAUGUGGGGCCGCAUCCUCGCUGACAGGAGCCCCGGCCUCCUCAGGACCCGCGGACCCGCUGUAUAUGACUCAGGAAGACAUGGGGCCAGGUCCACCAUGACAGGAGUCCGGCUUCCUCAGGACCCGCUGGAGGAUCCUGGAGGCGCUGUUCAGAGUCACAUCCACCUCAGCAGGGGCUACUCAGAACAACAAGGCGCACCAAGCAGGGUCUCCACAGGACCUGUCACUGUGCAAGGUCACCGACCACCAGGGCUUUCUGCAAAACUCCGCCAGGAGACCCGGCGCGUGGACAAAUGGAUAAAAAUGCUCAAGCGAUGGGACCACUACCUCCCCAGCGAGAAGGCAGGGAGCCCUGUUCCACAUGCUGGCGGCCUACUCGGUGAACGACACGGACAAGGAGCAGAUGUCCACCGGCAUCUAUACCCCAAAGUGGUUCCUGCAGUGCUUCCUCGGCCCCCCGGGACCCCUGAUCCCGGACCUGCCCCCUGCCCCCGGGGAGGGCCCAGCUCAGCCCCACCCUCCGACGAGCCAGGCCCGACCCUGGGGCCCUGAGGCUGAGGCUCGCAGCCCAGCCCGUCCUGGAGAAGUCCAGAGGGUCCCUGGAGGAGGUUCCGGGGGGCGAGCCAUCUCUGUCUCAGCUCCCCCGCGGGAGGCCAGGUCAGCCCGGGGUGUGGACGGGCCCUCGGCCCAUUGGGCGGCCAGCCCGGGGUCCUCUCGAGGCGUGGUGUCGUCAAGUGGGGGCAGAGUCUGUGCCCCCAGGGGUGUGGGGGGUGCUGGCCGGGUUGGAACCCAGAGUGGCCAGGAGCCCUGAUCUCCCUGGGAGGAGGGCACGC
This is a messenger RNA of Canis lupus familiaris (dog), 1815 nucleotides long. RefSeq names its product cuticle collagen 40-like. The record is from RefSeq and is a predicted model, not a curated record. NCBI's taxonomy places the organism in Eukaryota, Metazoa, Chordata, Mammalia, Carnivora, Canidae. The coding region runs from base 983 to 1534 and encodes 183 amino acids. The transcript is spliced from 7 exons.